UUGGCGUGGCCAUAGUGGGAUUCGUAAUAUCGCCAUCGGGCCAUGGUAAUCGGAUCGCAUAUAUCUCUAUCCUGUCCGUCCGGUUCAUCCACCUUCUUAACACCGUGAUCAUGGAGCUCGCGCAGUGUUCCCACAGCAGACGCGCCACCCCGUCUCUCCGUUUCAGCUCACCGUUUACAGCCGCCGGAGCGGGCAGGUAGCCGGGCGGGGGGUCCAGGGGCAUGCCGUCUGAUGUGGAAUACAGCCCGGUGGGAGAGGGGCUGGGGAUGCGGGACUACUGGCUCUAUAUGUGGCUCCGGAGGGCGGCGGUGAUAGCGGCUCAUGUCACCGGCCUGGGCCUGACCCUCAUCAUCACCCUGCUGUCCAGACCCGGAACCAGUCUGUUUUCUUGGCAUCCAGUGUGUAUGUCUGUUGCAUACUGCCUGUGUAUGACAGAAGGCAUCCUCCUCUUCUCGGCUGAGGGAUCGCCCUGUUGCUUCAAAUCCCGGAAGGGUAAAGUGCGUCUGCACUGGUUCUUUCAGGCUCUAGUCCUGAUAGCGGCGGCCGCCGGCCUGGGCUUCAUGGUGGCCAGCAAGAACGUGUCGGAGCUCCCCCACCUGCUCAGCUGGCACAGCGUGCUGGGCGUCUGCACCCUGGCCGCCACCGCGCUGCAGGCGGCGUGCGGCGUCUGCGUGAUCUUCCCUCAGCUGCUGCGGCUGUCCUCUCCUCCGCUCCGGCUGAAGCUGUACCACGCCACCUGUGGCCUGGUGGUCUACCUGCUGGCCACAGUGACCGUGGUGUUGGCCAUGUUCUCCGACUGGUUCCAGGCCUCGGUGAAAGGGACAGCCUGGUGGGCCUUCCUCCUGCUGCCCCUCUUCCCCGCCCUGGUGGUGAUGAACCAGAUCACUAAUUCCUACCUGCCCCGCAGGAAGAUCCCCAGAUAGGAGGCACAUAGUACGUGGUUUCUAUCCACGACGUUCCACUUCCGGGAUUGCUCCGUCAGAAAAUCCGCUGGAUGUCCCCUCUUUUAGGCCGGAUAUCCGUCACCUUCCUCUUCCUUUGUGUUGUGACAUUCUAAACUCGGGUGGAUUUCUGAG
This is a messenger RNA of Perca flavescens (yellow perch), 1076 nucleotides long. RefSeq names its product cytochrome b561 family, member D1 (gene cyb561d1). The record is from RefSeq and is a predicted model, not a curated record. The transcript has 3 exons. Lineage: Eukaryota; Metazoa; Chordata; Actinopteri; Perciformes; Percidae. Bases 222 to 923 code for a protein of 233 amino acids. Gene Ontology annotation, molecular function: transmembrane monodehydroascorbate reductase activity.